GCCCGACCUAAACAGAUGGGAGCAGGAGCUUUUGUCCACAGAAGACUGUCAGUGUUCAUGGAAGGAGGAAAGUGGACGCGUUUCGCCAAGCGCAUUGUUUUCAGCUAAAAGACCGAACAACAAUAGCAGGCAUUUAUUGGAGGGAGCUGACACGUCUUCCAGCCGGACCGCUCGCCUGUUCGUAGGCGCGACCUUGUUGCUAGAGAGACCAGGCGAUCUUGACAAGAGGACAAUAGCGAGAAUCCGUGUGGAGAAGCAGGCUGGAGGUUAGCCCUCAGCGCUCCUGGUAAAUAGAAGCAGGGUCUCUAACUGUUGGUCAGGGAGCAGGAUCCGCUUUCAGCCGUCUAUCCGCUCCGAAGUCCACCAUGCCCGGCUACGACUAUAAGUUCCUGGAGAAGCCCAAGAGGCGCUUCCAGUGUCCGCUGUGCAGCAAAGCCAUGAGGGAACCGGUGCAGGUCUCAACCUGCGGCCACAGAUUCUGCGACACCUGCCUCCAGGAGUUCCUCAGUGAGGGGGUGUUCAAGUGCCCUGAGGACCAGCUCCCCCUGGACUACGCCAAGAUCUACCCUGACCCCGAGCUGGAGCAGCAGAUCCUGGCUCUAGCUAUCCGCUGUAUCCACAGUGAGGAAGGCUGUCGCUGGACCGGCCAGAUGAAGCAGCUGCAGAGCCAUUUCUCUACCUGUGCAUUCAACGUGAUCCCGUGCCCUAACCGCUGCAGCGUCAAGCUGACACGCCGCGACCUGCCCGAGCACCUGCAGCACGACUGCCCCAAGCGCAAGGUCAAAUGCGAGUUCUGCGGCAGCGAGUUCACUGGCGAGGCCUUCGAGAAUCACCAGGGCAUUUGUCCCCAGGAGAGUGUGUACUGCGAGAACAAGUGUGGAGCGAGGAUGAUGAGGAGACUCCUGGCCCAGCACACCAUGUCCGAGUGUCCCAAACGCACACAGCCGUGCAAGUACUGCGGCAAAGAGUUCGUCUACGACACCAUCCAGAAUCAUCAGUACCACUGCCCACGUUUCCCAGUCCAGUGCCCGAACCAGUGUGGUGCCCCCAAUAUCGCUCGUGAAGAUCUCGCAACCCAUGUGAAGGAAAGCUGCGGCAGUGCUUUAGUGCUCUGUCCCUUUAAAGAAGCUGGAUGCAAACAUCGAUGCCCGAAGCUGGUGAUUGGCCGACACCUAGAGGAAACCACCAAAUCCCACCUGACCAUGAUGUGCAACCUGGUAGGCCGUCAACGGCAAGAGAUCGCAGAGCUGCGGCGUGAUCUGGAGGAGCUGUCAGUGAGCCAUGAUGGCGUACUCAUCUGGAAGCUGAACGACUACUCGCGCAAGUUGCAGGAGGCCAAAAUGCACAGCAACCACGAGUUCUUUAGUCCGCCCUUUUACACGCACCGCUAUGGCUACAAGCUGCAGGCAUCCGCGUUCCUCAACGGUAACGGUAGUGGCGAAGGUUCACAUCUCUCCGUCUACAUCCGCGUACUGCCUGGCGAAUAUGACAACCUUCUUGAGUGGCCCUUUUCCUACAAGGUCACAUUUUCCAUUCUGGACCAGAGUGACCCGUCACUCUCCAAACCGCAGCACAUCACUGAGACGUUCAACCCGGACCCUAACUGGAAGAACUUCCAGAAACCCAGUGGCAGCCGCAGCUCACUGGACGAAAGCGCGCUAGGCUUUGGCUACCCCAAGUUCGUCUCGCACGAGGAGAUCCGCAAGAGGAACUACAUUCGUGACAAUGCUAUCUUCCUGAAGGCCUCCAUCGAGAUCCCACAAAAGAUCAUGGCUUGAGAGCUGAAAGCUUUGAAAUCUCAGACCAGCGCGUUACUGACUUCAUGUGUAGACCACCUAAUGUUCCUCCACCUGAAGUACGCUGAAGGAAGAACCUUUAGAUUUAGAGUUCAUCUAUCCGAUCUGGUGAAGCUUAGGAAAGUUCAUGUUUUGCUCCACAAAACCAGCAUGUUAUAUUUGUUUGGUUUUUUUUUUAUAGGUCUGGUUUUCAGUGCUUUUUCCAUGCAACACAAGCCUCUGGACUUUCAACAGUGCCUAGAAUUUUUCAGUUAAAGUUUUCUUUAACAAAAAUGUGAUUUUUACGACACCUUAUAGUGGGGUGUAAAAGGUUGUACAGUAUGUAGCCUUUGCACUUUGAGAAUGUUCGAAUGCUCUGUCGGAAACAAUGCACCACUGUUCGAAAUACACAGCAGGUGACAAAACCCAUGGGGUCUGGCGUAGGAAUUCCGUGUACAUACUCAAGCUUGCCUUUUGUUUACACACUCUGUCCCGGUCAACAGAAACUCAGCAGCAGGGUCAGUGGCACGCACUUUUCUUAUUUACAUAGUUUGUAGUUAACUAACAGCAGCUGUGAAGUGAACAUGCCUGACUUGGUUAUCUGCUGUCUUUUAAGGUCUUUCCAGGCUCAGCUUUUAGUUCAGUACAUCGUGCCAGAGUGUAGCGUUGAAUUUUACUCUUCAGAGAUAUUUCUGAUGCGCUGCAAUUGUGAUAUCUUCCCGAGUGUACGGAGAACGCAUUAAUGGAACAACUUGUUUACAUGCUAGGACUGUAAGUGUACUAGAAACUAGCAGUGAACGCUUGACAUCGCAUACCGCAUACUCUGUACUGUAACCUGCAUUUAUAAAACCUGAGUGUUUUUCUUUCCAGAGAGCAGACCAUCAUGUGGAAACGAAAUUCUGUUGUGUGAAUGAAAUGUGAGGGGAAAAAACUCAUCCUUAGUGUGUUGGAAACCUGGAGAUGAAACCUCCACACUUUCUACCCUUCUCUUUGUCUUACUCUGCUGGUCUCUGGCAGCUAAGAGAGAGAGAGAGAGUGAGAGAGUACAAGGGACUCCAAAGUAUGUUGGUGCCUCAAAUGGAUGAGCGCUCCAUUUUGCCUUCGCAGCUUGCAAAUGUCUGAGGAAGAUAAGUUUUGUGCAGUCCGGCAGCCGGUUCUCAGACUGCAGACCUGGAGGGUUUGGUCCGUAAUAUGUGAAUACUAAUGAAAGACGUACGAAUGCACCAAUUUGUACAUUGGCUUUCUCAUGUUCCUGCUCUUCAUGAAAAGUCCUGAUUACACCACACUGUUAUACCAGCUCUAAUGUUGUCAAAAUAACAUUGAGAAAAUGUGGGGGGAAAAGUUUUUGCAAGAUUUCUGUAUUUUACAAUGUAUUUCAAAACAUUUUAUACAACACUUUUGGAGUGACAAACAAGGGAGCAGUUCUUUGGACAUUUUUUGACCCUUCCUCCCUUCCUUCCUUUCAGUUUCUCUGAAAUUUGCUCCGUUGUGUUCCCGGUCUGCAUCGGAUUUUUUUUUGUUGUUGUAUUCUGUACUUGUCUGUACUUUAAGUUCUUAAAAAGUAUUUAUUUUAAGCCACUGCAUAGGCUCGAUAUGCACACUGGUGCAAAUGUUUUACAUGGUAAUUAAUGAUUGCUUGUCAUUUUUCCCCUUGAAAUAAAACCAUGACUGUAGCAACUG
This is a messenger RNA of Hemibagrus wyckioides, 3455 nucleotides long. RefSeq names its product tnf receptor-associated factor 4a (gene traf4a). Gene Ontology annotation, molecular function: protein binding; zinc ion binding. The transcript has 7 exons. Gene Ontology annotation, biological process: positive regulation of JNK cascade; regulation of apoptotic process; signal transduction. The record is from RefSeq and is a predicted model, not a curated record. Bases 366 to 1778 code for a protein of 470 amino acids. Lineage: Eukaryota; Metazoa; Chordata; Actinopteri; Siluriformes; Bagridae.